AUGGCGACCACCGAGCGUACGCACCUGCUGACGCGCAGCCUCAGCGGCUCAUGGGAGAAUGGCCACAUGAGCGUCAAGCCCUACGGACCGGCCGUGACGCUGGCCAUGGCGCUCAACUACGUGAUCGGCACCGGCUGCUUCGGUCUUCCGUACGCGUUCAUGGAAGGUGGCAUCGUACUGGCACUCGUACUCAUGAUCGUGGGCGUCUUGGGCUCUCUACUCACUAUGAACUACACACUCGAGUCCCUCGCACGCGCAGAAGGAGUGUGCGCAGCCACAGGCGGUGGCGCCCCGCGUCACGAGAUCACGUACCGCAAAUUCGAGUUCGCUACAAUCGCCGAAAUGUUCGUGGGGAGACUGGGCAAAGCGGCGGUGCAGCUGGUCAUGGGCUCGUACUGCAUCGGCUCGCUCUGGUCGUACGCCUCUGUCUUCUCGUCAUCUACAGCCUCUCUCUUCUUCACGUACGUGUUAGGCGAGUCUUGUGACGUAUACGGCGACGACGUCUCCUCGGGUUGUUUGGAGGGAUAUUACGUAUUCAUGGCUAUCUUCUCAGCUAUCGUGCUGUCUAUGGUGCUCAUGGACAUCAGCGAUCAAGCGCUAGUACAGAAAUUCCUCUCUGUAUACCGUAUAGUGGCCUUCGCACUCAUGUUCAUCACUAUGACAAUCAAAGUGGCGAGCGACGGGAGCGAAGCGGUGGCGUCUCGCUAUGCUGCGAUUGGAGCUGUCAACUGGGGCAACUUUGGCAAAGCGUUUGGCCCCACCCUGCUGGCUCUAAACUGCCAAUACAACAUGCCAGACGCUCUACAGCCUCUGACUCCCAAGUCCAAGGCGCGUUUCGUGGUAUUUGCCACACUUUUGAUUGCCGGGACGUGUUACCUGCUUGUGGGUCUGCUUGGUGCGCUCUCAUUCGACAAGAUUAACCCUCUAGCAACGCUCAUGUGGAGCUCGUACACUGGCUGUGGCAAUGGGUGGGGAGAAUGCGACCACGCGAACCCUGUGGGGGUCGUCGUGCAGCUCGUGAUCCUGCUCUUCCCCGUCAUCAACGUCGUGUCGGCGUACCCGAUGGUGGGCGUCACUGUGGGCGACAACAUGCUCAUGUCCUUCCCGUCGCAUCUCACGGAUCGAUUCGGUGAGAAACUCACGCGCAGUCUGUGCCGACUGUCGGUCGCUGUGCCUCCCAUUCUCUUCGCUGUCGUCUUCAAGCGUCUGGACUUCAUCUUCGCUAUUGCAGGACUGUUCGGUUUCCUACUGGGACUCACGAUCCCGUGCUGGUUCCAGGUCAUCGGUAGUCGCUACUGCCAGCAAGUGUGGGGCUUCCCGGGCGCGGCGAUCACCGAGUUCACCGAGCCAAUUGUGAGCUCAGUUCCGUUCGCUAGCUGCUUCUUGGCUCUCACCUUCGUCAUCACUGCAGUGGCAAUUGGCACACUGAAUGCCUGA
Messenger RNA from Phytophthora infestans T30-4, 1437 nucleotides. RefSeq lists its product as uncharacterized. The coding region runs from base 1 to 1437 and encodes 478 amino acids. The record is from RefSeq and is a predicted model, not a curated record. The transcript has a single exon. Lineage: Eukaryota; Oomycota; Peronosporomycetes; Peronosporales; Peronosporaceae.